AUAUAUUUCUGUUAAGGAGUCCGGCUGGUUGGUUUGGUCUUUUUGGUAUUCCUAAUUUUUGUUCUGAAAGGUAGAUUUUUAUUAAUUUUUUAAUUAAAAUACUAUGGUAAUAUUAUAUAACACAUAAAAAAAAUGAUAUCUGUGCUGAAGCGACUGCUCUCACCGAAGAGUAUUAAUAUUGCCCAAAGUGUGGUUUCUACCAAACGUCCUGACAUUUUGAAAGAUUGUACUAGAUGCUACUAUAGAACUUUAAUUGUGCCUCAGACCAAAGUAUUACAGUUUCAAUCUGUAUGUGUUCAGCAAGUGCGUCAUGAAAGUUUUUUUAAAAAACAUACGGCUGAACACAUUUGGAAAAGUGUUACAAGUGUAAGUAAUGCUGGUAAAAAACGUGGUCGUGGUAAAGGUGCUGGUAAAAGAAGAGCAAAAAAUCUUAAUAGAGGACAAAUCAUUGGUGUAGGUGUUGAUAAUAUUAUAUGGCCUGGGCUCAAUGCCCCAAUAAUUAAAGGGCGAGAUCUAAUAAAAAGAACUAAAUUACCGCCAGAUCCUGAAAGACAAGCUCGUCUUAUUAAGCUUAGAGAUUCAAUGGGUACAUUUAAAAUGUUAAGGCUUUCACCAACUGAACGAGGUUGGUCAGGUUCCAAAAUGCCUGGACGCAGUAUAGGACCACCAGAUCCUAUAAAUGAAUAUAACUUUGAUGGUUUUGAUACCAAAGUGUUAGAAUUCAAAACUGUAUUUUGUAUGAAAGCUAAUGCUGGUCGUUAUAGAAGAAUAAGUGUUGUUGCUGUAACUGGUAAUAAAAAUGGUUUAGCUGGUUUUGCUUUAGGUAAAGCAGCCGAUUCUAGAGCUGCACUAAGACGUGCUAAAAAUAGGGCAGGACAAAAGUUAAUGUAUAUUGAACGGUACAAUAACCAUACCGUUUAUCACGACUUCUUUACACAAUUCUGUAACACUAGAAUAUUUGUGGAGAAAAGACCUGAAGGUCAUGGAUUAAUUUGUCAUCGUGCUAUAAAAACAAUUUGUGAAAUUAUUGGUAUUAAAGACUUGUAUGCCAAAGUAGAAGGUUCUACCAAUUUACAAAAUGUUGUUAAAGCAUUUUUUUUGGGCUUAUUAAAACAGAAAACUCAUCAACAAUUGGCCGAUGAAACAAAUUAUCAUCUUGUAGAAUUUAGAAAAGAAAAUGAUUACUUACCAGUAAUUGUUGCUUCUCCAAAAGGACCUGUUAAAACAGAUCCUAAAGAAGCUCCUGAUUUUUUGCAGUAUGUUAUGGAUAAUAAAGUAAGGUUACGGAAGAAGAAAUCCUUACCAUUUUAUACCAAAAAAACUCAUUGGUAUAUUAAAGAGAAAAAAAUUGAAACUAUUAGAAAUAUGGAUAAGGCAAAGUAUAACUUGUUAGCUGAGUAUGGUGAAAUAAGGAGUUUUUUGACUGAUAAAUAUCCAGAGUGUAGACCAGUUCAAAAGAAAUCAUUUGUAAAACAAACUAAUGAAGAUGAAAAUCAAUGAGGAAUUUAUAGUUGAUUAUUAAAAUACUUAUAAUAAUUUGUAAAUUAAAAUUAUUUUAAUGUUUUGCAUA
Melanaphis sacchari is the source of this 1570-nucleotide messenger RNA. RefSeq names its product 28S ribosomal protein S5, mitochondrial (gene mRpS5). The transcript has 7 exons. Gene Ontology annotation, molecular function: structural constituent of ribosome; RNA binding. Gene Ontology annotation, cellular component: ribosome. Gene Ontology annotation, biological process: translation. Bases 133 to 1500 code for a protein of 455 amino acids. The record is from RefSeq and is a predicted model, not a curated record. Lineage: Eukaryota; Metazoa; Arthropoda; Insecta; Hemiptera; Aphididae.